Molecule: messenger RNA, 2441 nt
Organism: Callorhinus ursinus (northern fur seal)
Lineage: Eukaryota; Metazoa; Chordata; Mammalia; Carnivora; Otariidae
Gene: DCTN5
Product: dynactin subunit 5
Cellular component (GO): dynactin complex
Source: RefSeq, a predicted model, not a curated record
GACGCCCAGAGCGGAAGUGGAGGAGCGGCCGGAAGUAGCCUGAAUCCCAGUCUGACUGACCGGCUGACAGGCUUUGACAGGAACCGGAGCUGCGACAAGGAGUUGGUGACCAUGGAGUUGGGCGAGCUGCUUUACAACAAGUCCGAGUACAUCGAGACGGCAUCUGGAAACAAAGUUAGUCGCCAGUCCGUAUUGUGUGGAAGUCAGAACAUCGUUCUUAAUGGCAAGACCAUUGUGAUGAAUGACUGUAUUAUCCGAGGGGAUCUAGCAAAUGUAAGAGUUGGACGUCAUUGUGUUGUGAAAAGUCGGAGUGUCAUAAGGCCACCGUUCAAGAAAUUCAGCAAAGGCGUUGCAUUCUUUCCUUUACAUAUCGGGGACCAUGUCUUUAUUGAGGAAGAUUGUGUGGUCAACGCAGCUCAGAUUGGCUCUUACGUUCACGUUGGCAAGAACUGUGUGAUUGGGCGCCGAUGUGUGUUGAAAGAUUGCUGCAAAAUUCUUGACAACACAGUAUUACCCCCAGAAACUGUGGUGCCACCAUUCACCGUCUUCUCAGGCUGCCCAGGACUGUUUUCAGGGGAGCUCCCAGAAUGUACCCAGGAGCUGAUGAUUGACGUCACCAAGAGCUACUACCAGAAGUUUUUGCCCUUGACACAGGUCUAAUGUCUCUGCCUCGUGUCUCAAAUUUGCUUGAGCUCUAAGAUGAACUUGGGGACAAAGUGAGCCAGCCAGCAUCUACAAAGAGCUCUUGUGUCUUUGAUACCUUCCACCCUCUUUUUUGGUUUGUCUGGUUUUGUUUAAUUCUUUAGAAUUUCUCAGUCCUUCCAGGUUCUAAGCUAAGACUUUAAUAACAGAAUGUCUGGAGGAGUUGUGUCCAAAUGCUGUGCUUAAACCUUAUCUAUUAAUGGCCCCUUCAUACCAUUAUCUGUGGAACACAGAAUCAUCUGUUCCCAAUACGCCCACUCCUUGGUCCUGUGGAUGACGGGAUCCUGCCGAAACAGGCCUGCAGAGCAGAGCACUGUCCCAGCGUGGAGGUUAUGAAGCUGAUCUACUGCUCAUGGCCAUUAGCUGCCCACAAUGAACACCACUCACAUGGGUCACUCCCAGCUUUCCUGAGCUAACACAUUUGGCCAGUUGCCACAAUUGUUCAUGGUCUUGGGGGAGAAAGUGUUUGUGACUUUUCAGAGCCCAGAUUCCUGUUGGCUACGAAAACUUGAAAGGAGGGGUGGUUAGCAUUUCUCUUCUUCCCGAAAUGACUUUAAGUGUUAUUUUAACCCAGGGUGAUUGAUAAAAGACUUUCUAGCAUUCUCUUCUAGGGCCUUUGGCUUUCACUGGAAGGGGGGCCCUCAGCACCCAGAUUUUAUUUUUGCAAAGACCCAGGUAUGAGUCUGCCAUGUAGAUGGACUAGUCUGGCAGUCACUCCUUGCCUCACAGUAUUUGGAGGCAACAGCAUAUGCCUUAUUUCCUUGAAGACAUAGCAUUUGUGACACUUGUCCUCUUGGCCUAGAGCCAUUCAUCCACUCUGUAUUUGCCAUAAACUUCACAUUUCAGACCAAAAUAUCUCUACCUGGACCCAAUCACAUACAUACACGGGGGCCUCUGAAAUCAUUCUGUGGGCACAGAACCCCAAGGGGUAAAUGAAGUUACCAGUGCUGUUUUUAACCAUCUCCUGGGUAAUAACACAACCCUGACUGGUUCUGCUCUGACCUCUUGGUCUAAAAGAUUUAGAAGGGAGGGUCUCUGAGAACCGUGGCUUUGCUUAAUGCUCUGAUUCUGCUGUGAACAGGGAAAGAUGGUUCAGCCCUGAAGGUUAGGAUCUAGCAGGAGCUGGACAGACUUAAUAUGCGGUUGUGGGGUUUGUUAAAAUGGCUAUAUGUGAGGAUCUCCUCCAGGUCAAUGUAAAACUGUUUUCCAGUUUGUCUUUUUUUUUUUUUUUAAUGCAUUAAAAGAUUGACACGUGAAACAAAUCACUUGAAGGUGAUCCCUCUCCCCCUCUGUGACGGCUGCCUCACUCCCUCGGCCACUUCCCUGCAUGCCUGGUGCCCUGCUACAGACUUUACAUUCACUAGUCUGCUUAUGGCUCAAACCAACCCAGUAAGGGGGAUGUUAUUCCUAUUUUACAAAUGAGAAAAAACUCAAAGAUCUUAGAUAAUUUGGUCCAGUCCCUACAGUGACAAAGUGACUGACCCAGGAGUCACACCCAUGUCUGUCUGGCAGCAUAGCCGUGCAGUUCAGCUCUGCCCUGGUCAGAUGAGACUAGGCUUACCCUUGGAGCACAUCUGCUAUGUGCCCUGUCUGAUACCAGUAGUCUGUGAUGAUUGCAGGGUUUUUGUUUUGUUUUGUUUUUUGGGUUUUUUUUUUUUUUUAAUUUUUGGUCAUUUCCUGGCAUCUCCCCCAGCUCCCUUCUCCUUUUGUGCCACCAUAAAGGCAAAUCUUGGAACUGA